Clarias gariepinus (North African catfish) is the source of this 1690-nucleotide messenger RNA. RefSeq names its product transient receptor potential cation channel, subfamily M, member 1b (gene trpm1b). Gene Ontology annotation, biological process: calcium ion transport into cytosol. Bases 137 to 1369 code for a protein of 410 amino acids. The record is from RefSeq and is a predicted model, not a curated record. NCBI's taxonomy places the organism in Eukaryota, Metazoa, Chordata, Actinopteri, Siluriformes, Clariidae. The transcript is spliced from 8 exons. Gene Ontology annotation, molecular function: calcium channel activity.
AAGCAUUGGGCUGAGAGACAAAACAGACAAUUUUGUGAGAUACAGUUGCUGUAGCUUUGAUAUAGGCACCGUGUGGUUUCGUAACGACGUGGGCUCUUGGUCAUGUGCAGGACAGGCAUGAGUGUAUGAAAGACUCAUGGAGAGAGGAGCAAGAAAAACAAGUGGCUCUUUUAAAAGGGCCUCUAUCAGUCGCACCAGCUCUGGCUCCCAGAAGGGGCUGAAAGCUUGGAUUGAGAGGACAUUUCAGAAAAGAGAAUGCGUUCACAUCAUUCCGUCUAAAGAUCCAACUCGGUGUGCCUGUGGUCAUUUGAUGAACCAGCAUGGGCCCUUUCAAACUGAAAAAAAGGAGGACAUGCUAGUGCAGGUGAACCCACCUCAAGAGAAAUGGAGUGUACUCAAACACACACGGGUUUCCUCUACUGAUGCUUAUGGCACCAUCGAGUUUCAAGGAGGAGGAUUUGUCAACAAGGCCAUGUACAUUAGAGUGUCUUAUGACACUAAACCAAAUAACUUGUUACACCUCAUGGUGAAAGACUGGCAUUUAGAGCUGCCCACACUUCUCAUAUCUGUUCAUGGAGGACUCCAAAAUUUCGACCUGCAGCCUAGACUUAAGCAGGUUUUUGGUAAAGGCCUGAUCAAAGCUGCAAUAACUACAGGAGCAUGGAUCUUCACUGCAGGAAUUAACACAGGUGUGAUACGUCACGUGGGAGAUGCAUUGAAAGACCACUCCUCUAAAUCCAGAGGGAAAGUCUGUGCCAUUGGGAUCGCACCAUGGGGAAUCCUAGAAAGCAAGGAGGAUCUCAUUGGAAGAGAUGUGACCAGACCUUACCAGACAAUGUCCAACCCCCUGAGCAAGCUUGCUGUUCUCAACAGCAGCCACUCUCAUUUCAUCUUGUGUGAUAAUGGUACAUGUGGGAAGUAUGGGGCAGAGGUCAAACUGCGUAGACAGCUGGAGAAGCACAUCUCUCUGCAGAAGAUUAACACCCGGCUAGGACAGGGUGUGCCACUAGUAUGCCUAAUCGUAGAAGGAGGCCCAAACAUGAUCACUGUGGUGCUGGAAAGCUUGCGGGAGGAACCUCCUGUGCCUGUCGUGGUGUGUGACGGUAGUGGCCGAGCAUCAGACAUCCUCUCCUUUGCCCACAAACACUCAGAAAAUGAGGGUUUUAUUUCCAGGACAAUAAGUGAUGAUGCUCGGGACCAGCUACUGGUCAGCAUUCAGAAGACUUUUAACUACAGCAAGAGCCAGUCACAGCAGAUCUUCUUUAUGAUCAUGGAAUGCAUGAAGAGAAGAGAGCUGGUGAGUAUGUCUAUUAAACAAUUAAAGCAAUUAGCAGAAAAACAUAGUUAUAUUUGUCCCCCAACAUUUUAAAUGCACUCUUAACUAAAUUACAUUAAGAGUGAUUGCUGAACUGUUAAAAGUGGAGAGAAUUUGGCCUUGAGUGUUGGGACCAUCAUUGUCAUAUUGGGGUCAAAUACUGUAUAUUACUGUCACAUACUGUAGUUAUCUUACUCUACUAUAGAACUGGGGUAAUUUGUAAUUAAAUAGUAGCAUACUGUAGUGACUCAUAGAAUGUUCCACAAAAUGUUUUGUUUUUUAAAAAUCUUUCUUAAAGAUUAUCAUUUGUUUGUAUUUCAUGCAACUUUUCCUGAAUAAACACCCACCUGAUUCUCACUGUCAUUGUCACUGUGC